AUGAAAAGCAAUCAAACACACAUCACAGAAUUCAUCCUGGUGGGAUUCCACAUUAAAGCAGGGUUUGAAAUCUUGGUAUUUGGGUUGUUCGUAUUUUUCUACAGUCUCACUCUGAUAGGAAAUGGGGUGAUCCUGGGACUCAUCGUCCUGGACUCCAGAUUGCACAGCCCCAUGUACUUCUUUCUCUCAAACUUGGCCACUAUCGAUAUGCUAUUUUCCUCCACCAUUAUCCCCAAUAUGAUAGCGAAUAUCCUGAAGCAAGAUAAAAGCAUGCCCUUUGGUCCGUGCUUGUUUCAGACUUACACGUACCUGGCCUUUGCCAUCGCGGAGUGCAUGAAUUUGGUGGUGAUGUCCUACGACCGCUACGCAGCCAUCUGCCACCCGCUCCAUUACACCGUCAUCAUGAACUGGAGGGUGUGCACGGCCCUGGAGCUCAGCUGCUGGAUAUUCGGCUUCUUCUUAGCCCUUGUCCACGUGACGCUUCUCCUGCGGGUGCCCUUCUGUGGGCCCCAGAUAAUCAACCACUUUUUCUGUCAAAUCGUGUCGAUAUUGAAAUUGGCUUGCGGUGACAUUCGGGUCAACAAAAUUGUCAUCUUGGUGGGGUCGCUGCUGUGUCUAGUGGGACCCCUCUUCCUGGUGCUGCUGUCCUACACCUGCAUCCUCAUGGCCAUCCUCAAGAUCCAGUCCCGAGAGGGUCGCAAAAAGGCCUUCUCCACCUGCUCCUCCCACCUCUGCGUGGUCGUGCUCUUCUUUAGCGACCUCAUCGUCCUGUACAUGACCCCCAAAACCAAGCAUACUGAGACUCAGACGAAGAUCCUGUCGUUGUUUUACUGCCUUUUCAACCCUAUGCUGAACCCUCUGAUCUACAGCUUGAGGAACAAGGAGGUCAAGGGCGCCCUGAGGCGAGUGCUCAGCAGGAAGCGAGCCGUGUGA
This is a messenger RNA of Sorex araneus (European shrew), 933 nucleotides long. Its product is annotated as olfactory receptor 2A12-like. The coding region runs from base 1 to 933 and encodes 310 amino acids. Gene Ontology annotation, biological process: G protein-coupled receptor signaling pathway. Gene Ontology annotation, molecular function: olfactory receptor activity; G protein-coupled receptor activity. NCBI's taxonomy places the organism in Eukaryota, Metazoa, Chordata, Mammalia, Eulipotyphla, Soricidae. The record is from RefSeq and is a predicted model, not a curated record. Gene Ontology annotation, cellular component: membrane. The transcript has a single exon.